GGAGUCCAGCUUUAUCGAAGAGUGUGCAAAUACUAUAUCACAUAGAGACAAAAUAUACACGAUCACGUAAACCAUCAAGUAUUAUUAUGCUUAUGACUGUUCCCGUUCACAAAAAAGAUCUCGCCAUUUGGAUUGAUGGCAUACGAAUAAUUUCUGGAAAUCCUGGAGAAUAUAUACAAACACAAAAUCAUGGGGGCUACCAUUGUAAUCCUUUAAGAAUAUUGCAAAAUUGGACGAAACAUAUACAAUCACGUAGACCAUCAAGUACUGUUAUGCUUAUGACAUUAUCUGGUUCACAAAAAAGACCUGUUGAAUUUUUAAUGGAA
Molecule: messenger RNA, 326 nt
Organism: Racocetra persica
Lineage: Eukaryota; Fungi; Glomeromycota; Glomeromycetes; Diversisporales; Gigasporaceae
Source: the annotation of a GenBank genome assembly